Messenger RNA from Jaculus jaculus (lesser Egyptian jerboa), 2477 nucleotides. RefSeq names its product ornithine aminotransferase (gene Oat). Gene Ontology annotation, molecular function: pyridoxal phosphate binding; identical protein binding; L-ornithine transaminase activity. Bases 185 to 1504 code for a protein of 439 amino acids. The transcript has 11 exons. Gene Ontology annotation, cellular component: cytoplasm. Lineage: Eukaryota; Metazoa; Chordata; Mammalia; Rodentia; Dipodidae. The record is from RefSeq and is a predicted model, not a curated record.
GACGCGCGGGGCGGCGCCUCUGUGCUCCGUGGCAGCGCCGGGCUCGGGCCGCUUCCCAGAAGCCGACAGGAAUUAUUGGACCCUCUGGAGACUGUCCUUGGAUUUGGUUACCAAUCUGAAUUCUCUGAAUCGUGGGAAAAAAGAAUAGUGGUCUGUGCUUUUCCACUCCUGAAACACCUCCACGAUGUUGGGCAAGCUGGCUCGCGUGCACACCGCUGCUGGUCUUUGUCGGGGACUCCGUUCUUCCGCAGCUUCUGCCACGUCUGUUGCAACUAAAAAGACAGUGCAAGGCCCUCCGUCCUCGGAUUACAUCUUUGAACGGGAGUCUAAGUAUGGGGCACACAAUUACCAUCCUUUACCUGUAGCUCUGGAGAGAGGAAAAGGUAUUUAUGUGUGGGAUGUUGAAGGCAGACAAUAUUUUGACUUCCUGAGUGCCUACGGUGCUGUCAGCCAAGGGCAUUGCCAUCCCAAGAUUGUGAAUGCUCUGAAGAGCCAAGUGGACAAGUUGACCUUGACGUCCCGGGCCUUCUACAAUAAUGUACUUGGUGAAUACGAGGAGUACAUCACUAAACUUUUCAACUUCCAGAAAGUUCUUCCUAUGAAUUCAGGAGUGGAGGCUGGAGAGACUGCUUGUAAACUUGCUCGUCGCUGGGGCUACACUGUGAAAGGCAUUCAGAAGUACAAAGCAAAGAUUAUUUUUGCAGCUGGAAACUUUUGGGGCAGAACAUUGUCUGCUAUCUCCAGUUCCACAGACCCAACCAGUUAUGACGGGUUUGGACCCUUUAUGCCAGGCUUUGAAAUCAUCCCGUAUAAUGACCUUCCUGCACUUGAGCGUGCCCUUCAGGAUCCAAAUGUUGCUGCCUUCAUGGUGGAGCCAAUCCAGGGUGAAGCCGGAGUUGUUGUUCCGGAUCCAGGCUACCUAGUGGGAGUGCGAGAACUUUGCACCAGGCACCAGGUCCUGUUUAUUGCUGAUGAAAUACAGACGGGAUUGGCCAGAACUGGUAGAUGGCUGGCUGUUGAUCAUGAAAAUGUCAGACCUGACAUAGUUCUUCUUGGAAAGGCUCUUUCUGGUGGACUAUACCCUGUAUCAGCAGUGCUGUGUGAUGAUGAGAUAAUGCUGACCAUCAAACCAGGUGAACAUGGGUCAACAUAUGGUGGGAAUCCACUAGGCUGCCGAGUGGCCAUCACAGCUCUUGAGGUUUUGGAAGAAGAAAAUCUUGCUGCCAAUGCAGACAAAAUGGGCUCCAUCUUGAGAAAUGAGCUCAUGAAGCUGCCCUCUGAUGUUGUGACUGCUGUGAGAGGAAAAGGAUUGCUCAAUGCCAUGGUUAUUAGAGAAACCAAAGAUUACAAUGCUUGGAAGGUGUGUCUGCGACUCCGAGAUAAUGGGCUUUUGGCCAAACCAACCCAUGGCGAUAUCAUCAGGCUUGCCCCUCCACUUGUGAUCAAGGAGGAUGAGAUCCGGGAGUCUGUGGAGAUCAUUACCAAGACCAUCUUGUCUUUCUAAGAGCAGGAACCACUCAGUGGCCCCACGGAGCUGGCCGGAGAGGGGGAGCUCUUGUGACGCUCUGCUCUCAAUGGGGCACAUUUCCACUUGCACGUGUCUUCAAGUACUUUCUUGGAAUAUGUAUGUCCAGUUGCUGCAUAUGGAGUGACAUUCAUGAGCCUGCAGUUGCUUUGUAGCUCGCCUAAGAGAAAUGAAUGGCAUUUAAGCUGGGAGAAGCGUUGCUGGGUGUGUAGUCUCAGAUGACGUGCAUCUGCCCAUGGAGCCAGCCUUCCAGGCCGGUCCUUCAGUGCCAUUUACAAGUGUUUGUAAUUACCUUGCUGGUAUAAAUGUUUUGUAUUUGCAAGUUAUUUCUGAGAUACUGCCUAAAAGAAUUGCUUAAAGUCUUUUGAGUUCAGUUCAGUCUUUGUAAUCAUUGAGUGUUAGGAUGAGAAAGAGUUGAGCAUAUAUAAAAUACAAGUUUUAAGUAAAUUUUAUGUUGGUCAAUGCCAGAGUGUAUUCUGUGAAUGUCAUUAUUUUAAAUAAUUCUUCCUAAAUUAAGUUUUUAGUGCUCAGUUCAAAUUUGUAAAAACUUGUUUAUUGGGCUGGAGCGAUGGCUUAGCAGUUAAAACGCUUGCUUGUAAAUGCAGGGGUCCAGAUUUGAUUCCCCUGGAUCCAUGUAAGCCACGUGCACAUGGUGGCACAUGUGUCUGGAGUUUGUUUGCAUCACCUAGAGGCCCUGGCACACUCAUUCUCUCUCUCUCUUUGCCUCUAUCUCUUUUAAAUAAAUAAGUAAAAAUUAAAAAAAAGUAUUUUUAGUAUUUCUUUAAACGUACAAUAAAGCUUAGUUUUUCCUUUUGCCCAGAAUAUCCUGUAAUCCCAUGUUAGUCAUGUGUCUCAUCCUUGUGUGACUAUGUUACAAUUCAUCUCCUAUCAGGUGCCAUUGGGUGUGUUUCAGGUUUAUCCUAAAUACAACUGUGACUAGCCCAUAACUGUA